This is a messenger RNA of Oncorhynchus keta (chum salmon), 5319 nucleotides long. It is a transcript of the gene col17a1a, whose product is annotated as collagen, type XVII, alpha 1a. The transcript has 51 exons. The coding region runs from base 202 to 4986 and encodes 1594 amino acids. The record is from RefSeq and is a predicted model, not a curated record. NCBI's taxonomy places the organism in Eukaryota, Metazoa, Chordata, Actinopteri, Salmoniformes, Salmonidae.
UAGAAGCAAUGAGUCAGAAAAGACACAUACAUAAACGGGCCAGGCACAUACAGCGCAUGAACACCGCGGACCGUAUCCAUAACUCACCUGAAGAUACUGCAGAAGCACAUAGGAUCGCUGGUGCCAUCAAAUCAUUUCUGUGAAAAUAGAGGAGAGAGGAGAGGAAGAUCAUCUUUGGGAAACGGGCUGAGUUAACAUGGGAUGGACAAUCUAACGACAACCAAGAUUGUAAAUGCUGGUGCCGGUGGCAAGGUCGUCAAAGAAACAGUAACCACAACAACCCGGUUGACAUCACUGCCGCCAACCUCAGGUGGUCUCUCUUCGAGGAGCGGGCUGCUCUCUACUGGAGGAGGAGAGUCUACCAGUAGAGCCAUCACAGGAGGCAGUAGCUCAGUGCUAGUGUCCUCUGCUGCAGCCGGGUCUGUGGGUGGAGCUAAGUCUGGGUACGGCGGGGGAUCUGUCAGCAAAUCAACCACCAUUACCACUAUAGAGUCCCCCUCUUUAUCCUCCGGUGGUUCAGGGGCCUCUGGCACAGCUUUUCGGUCUUUAGGGGCUUCGGGGGCAUCGUUCGGGGCGAGCAAGACCAGCGGCUCUCUUUCCGUUUCUGGAGGGGGUCUUAUGUCUAGCUCCAGUUCCAGUUUUUUCACUGGUUCCAGUUCUGGUGGUUCUAGUUCCAAAGGAACAGGAGCAGGAGGAGGCGGUUUUGUCACUGGUUCCAGCUCUGGUUUUGUAUCUAGUUCCAAAGGUGCAGGAGCAGGAGUAGGAGGAGACAGUUUUGUCACUGGUUCCAGUUCUGGUUCUAGUUCUGGUUUUGCCUCUAGUUCUGGUGCCGGAAUCGGAGGAGGGGAUUCUUCUAGUGCCAAAAUGUCAGCCGGCGGCUUGGGUUCUGUGACCGUUUCCACGGUUACCAGGUCCAACUACAGCUCCUUGGCGGGGGCGGGUUCAGGGAGCGUGAAGAGGGGUGGGGCACAGGGGUCUACAUCCUCUGGACUCAGCUACUCCCCCACCCCCACGGAGAGAAAGAGCAUGACCAGCACCAUGAUCGCCCGCUCCAUGGGCUACGAAGGAAGAUCCAGUGGAAACUCAUCUCCGGAAUACACAAGGAGAGAAUAUGCUGCAGAAAGUACAGUUGCCAGUAAACCCACCAGAGGGCGGAGCCACAGCAGGGAGAGUGAGAUCAGAUGCAGACUACAGAGUGCCUCUCCCACUGCUAAAAGAUGGACGGAGCUGGAUGAUGUGAAGCGGCUGCUGAAGGGGAGUCGCUCCAGCAGCAUCAGCCCCCCUCGCUCUCCCACCAGCACCCUCCCUAUUCCCAGGAAGGCCAGCGUAGAGACCAGAACCAUGCCAAACAGCUCCCAGUCAGGCCAGUACGACAGUGCCACCCUAGACUCAGGAAUGCCUUCCUACGUGUGGUCAGGCCCCACGGCUGGAGGCUAUGGUUACCACAGCAACACCAUCAACCAGUCCCCCACCUCCACCCUCCAACACUCACCUAUCACACUCACAGCCACAGGGCUUCAGAACAACCUGGCCCUCAGCUCUACAUCCAUGAACUCUGGACUCUCUACCUCUAGCACUGUUCAUGGUAUGCAGAAUAACCUGGCCUCCACCACUGGCGGCAUCCUAACAGCUAAUGGAGUCAACGCACAAACAGUCUAUGGUGUGCAGAAAAAUGUCACAAGCACAGGGGUGUCCACAACCACAGUGGCACCCAGCACUCCUACCAGUGACGAGGUCUUCGCCAAAGAAUACAAAUUCAUGCUGCUGGAGAAAGAGAAAGCUCCCGUCAAAAAGGAGACGGAGAGACUCAUCAUGGCCAAAGAUACCGGCAAGCAGUUCACCUCUGCUACCACUGCUAUUGCCUAUUCCGAGGACUCGCUGAAGAAGGAGAAGAAGAAGGUGUCCAGCUUUGUGGAGACAGCUACAGCCAGAACCACAGAAACUAACGCUGGAUCCUUGACGAAAGUGUCAACAAAAGACAAAGCAACCUAUGCAGAGAUACGUAAGGGCGAGUCUGGAGGAGGUCUGGGCUUCUGGUCUUGCUGCUCCUGGUUGAAGUGGCUGCUGGGCAUCCUGCUGGGUCUUCUGCUCCUCCUGGGGCUCCUCCUGGGACUCAUCGCCCUGGCCGAAGAAGUCAAACGUCUUAAAGCUCGUGUGGACGCCUUGGAACAAGCCUCCAGCUCUUCCUCAGCACAUUCUAGUCGCCUCUCCUCCUCCUCAGCCAUCAACAUCAUAGACCCUCUGGAGUCUGCAUACAUGGACAAGACCUCCUCUCCCUCCUCUACCACACUGCUCCGCACUGAUAAUGGUAUCAAUCUGGGAGUGGCAGCAGGAGCAGGUCCAGGAUCAGGACCCCAAGACCCUGUAGCUCUGCAAAGGACAGUACAGCAGAUAGUCAGGAGUGAGCUGCAGUCCGAUACUGUACGAGCAACACUUGCACACUCAAUGAAAGGAGCGAGAGGAGAGCCUGGGACCAAAGGUGACCAAGGUGGUCCAGGAGUCAAAGGUGAUAACGGAUUCCCUGGCCUACCAGGUCCACCAGGUCAGAUGGGCCACAGUGGACUGGAGGGCCCGAGGGGACCUAAAGGAAAUGCAGGUGAAGCUGGUGCAGAGGGUCCCCCAGGCCAGAAGGGCCGAGAAGGACCCACGGGAUCACGUGGAGAGCCUGGUCCUCCAGGGUUUGGAGAGAAAGGGGACAAAGGUUCUCCUGGUGAACCCGGUGGGCCUGGACCUGCUGGCACUGCUGGGUCUGUUGGGCCUAAAGGGUCAGUGGGUGGUCAGGGUGCUACAGGUAUCCCAGGAACUCCUGGUCCACAGGGUUUCCGAGGUGAAGCAGGCGCUCCAGGACCGAAAGGAGAGAAGGGACCAGCUGGACCUCCAGGAAAUAAGGGGGAGCCAGGAGAGAAAGGACCCCGCGGAACAUCAGGUGACCCAGGUCAAAGAGGACCUCCGGGACCAGACGGAACAAAGGGAUCCAAAGGACCUGCAGGUGCUCCCGGGGCUGACGGUGAAAAAGGCUCUAGAGGUGACAAGGGAUCGGAUGGGUUACCAGGUACCAGGGGACCAGCAGGACCUCCAGGAGAUUCAGGCCUCCCAGGCAUUCCCGGGCUUCAGGGUCCACCAGGUAUACCAGGUAAUCCUGGUCAGCCUGGAGGUAAAGGCGAAGCUGGAGAACCUGGUAGAAUCAUCAAUGCAGCUGGUUCCAGUUCGGUUGCCAUCCCCGGACCUCCAGGCAGCCCCGGACCCACUGGUGUUUCCGGAUCCCCUGGACUCUCAGGUCCUGUUGGCCCUGCUGGUCUUCCUGGGACGCCUGGUCCCAGGGGAGAAAGGGGAGAGGAAGGAGAGAAGGGAGACCAGGGAAAGCCUGGUAUUACUGUACAGACUGUGGAAACCACAGAGAGACGUGCACCUGUGGCUAGUCUUCCUGGCCCACCUGGCCCUCCAGGGCCCCCAGGAGAACCAGGUCCCCAGGGUCUUCUAGGUAAGGGUCCCCCAGGUCCUGAAGGUCCUCAAGGAGUUCCAGGUGUACCAGGUGUUGGUGUGCCCGGCCCCCGAGGAGAUAAGGGAGAGCCAGGUAGCUUCAUGCCAAACUCAGGAACCUUCUUCGCUGGGCCCCCAGGACCUGCUGGCCCGACUGGCCUACCAGGACCCCAGGGUUACCAAGGUGACCCAGGUCAGCCCGGUUUACCAGGAGUUCCAGGAGAUCCCGGUGUCGGUUUCCCUGGACCCCAGGGACAACCUGGAGGUCCAGGACCAGAAGGGAACAGUGGACUUCCAGGGCCCCAAGGUCCAGAGGGCCCCGAGGGGCAACCGGGUCCAAAAGGUGAGGCUGGCGUUCCAGGUGCUCCAGGUAUCCCUGGCUACUCCAGUGGUGGAUCAUCCAGGAGUUCCCCUGGAGCACCAGGUCCACCUGGACCUCCCGGCCGUGAUGGGCCACCUGGGUCUGGGUCUGGAACACCGGACGUCCGCCAAUACAUCACAGAAUACCUCAAGAGCGAUGGUGUCAGGGAGUACAUGUCGGGACCUCCAGGUCCUCCGGGUGUACCGGGGCCCCCUGGUGACGGAUCAGUGCAGUCAGUGGACGAUCUUGCUAGUCGCGUUAUCGCGUACAUCCAGAGUGGAGGUAUUGCUAGUGGGGUGCCUGGACCUCCAGGCCCGCCUGGCGCUCCCGGUGGAGGCAGUACAUCGCUAAAUGACAUCAUCAGCCUUCUACAGAGUGAGGAAGUGCGACGCUACGUCAUCGGUCCUCCUGGCCCUGCUGGCCCUCCUGGCAUCCCAGGGAUCCCAUGGAGAGGAGGCUAUGGCUUUAAUACCCAUGAGGUGGCUGGACGGGUCCUCACUCUAAUGAAUGAUGCUGAAUACAGAGGUGCCUUGGGCGCUCAGGGGCCUCCUGGUCCACCUGGUGUCCCAGGCCCUGCUGGCCCUCAAGGCCCUGCCGGUCCUUCAGGACAGGCCCCCUACAGCAGCUCUGGAUACAGGCUGGAGGAGGUCAAGGACUACAUACAGAGUGGUCUAAGAGGGGGAAUGUUUGGGCCCCCAGGCCCCCCAGGUCCCCCUGGACCUCAGGGACACAAGGGAGAGCAGGGUAACUCUGGGUACGGCCACGCCUUUGACCACAGGACCAGAGAGGGAAGAAGGCUGGCUGAGACUGAGACAGACUUCUCCAAUAUAGCGGUCCGAGUGACUGACUACAUCAAGUACCAUGGUCUGUUGAGGGAUGUGGUUGAGAACCGAUUGGAGAAGGCACAGGUUGUUCAAGGACCCCCAGGACCCCCUGGCCCUCCCGGUGCUCCAGGAUUCAGCCGUGUGUUUGGUUCCCAUAGUAACGUCACUGACCUUAUGGAAUACAUCAGAGCCCAUGGAAACAUUGUGGGACCCCCUGGAAGGCCAGGACAGAAAGGGAACAUAGGACAUACAGGUCACAAAGGCGAGAGAGGAGAAUACACACUUGUGACCAACAGAAGAAAGAGGAAUGUUGGCGUUUGAGAAACAAAUGAUUGAUAAAAUACUCAAAGGUGAAUGAAAGUCCUAUGAAAUAUGUCAUGAGUCAUGAGCAUACGUGUGGGGGCCUAAUGCCUUGGAGACAUUACCGAUGUAAAUAUAUCGUUUUCUAUAGGAGAAACUGUUGAACAGGACAGUGUUCCAUGCGCUGAUUUAUUGUGUUGUGUCAAAGACGUCUUUACGAUCUAUUUUUACGAGUGUUUAAUCUGGAGUAUCUUUCCAAUUCACCUCCUUGCAUGUUGAUAGCAGGAAUAGUUCAACUGUGUUGAAAAAUAGAACAGGGUGUGCCAUUUUUAUUAAAUAGCUUUUGUACUAUUA